UAAUAUAUAUUUUCCAAAUGCUUUUAGCAUAUCUUGGUAAACUUCCCGUAAACGCAAGAAUUUUCAUUUUUACAGCACACUUCAGAACCUAAAGACAGAAAAAAACAAAAAAAAAAGUUGGAAAACAAAAUUACUAAACACACACAAACAAUACAAUAUCACAGAUAUAGAGCCGAAGUCAAGUAAACCAGAACAAAAACCUUUCGGCCCCAGUUUAAAUUAAUUGUUCUCGUUGCCAUCAUCAUCUUGAUAUCAAUUUUCCAUUUCCCGGAAGAGGAAUGCAGCAGAAUAUCUGGAGCUCACCGCAGGUGGGUGGUUCUGGUGGUGCCUUGAAGGCCCUGGCCCGGAAUGUGGCCAAUCAUCUGAAGCUGAACAGGAGCAGCAUGAAGCGGGUGGUGGCCCAGGUGGUCGCCGAGCAUCACACCUUGGGCGAGGUGGCCGACUACAAGGGCCACAUGUACUUCGCCAAGCCGGAUCGUCUGAAUUUCCAAGAGCUGAUUGCCCAGUCGAAGGAGGCCUUCGAUGAUCUCCUGCUCCACGAACCGCGUUCUGCCAAAAGAAGAGCUGCUAUCCGUCAACGCUCGAAGAAUACAGCCUCUUCCAAGGUAAAUCUACAGAUGAAGGUGUCACCACCGCAAUUGCAUAGGGUAACGAAGAAAGCUUCAUUGCCCAAGAAGACUGAUCCAGCGGUGAAGCCUCCGUUGCCCAAGAAUCAGAGUCGCAGGAAGAGCUCCACCACCAUUUUCCAGCUGGCGGAUGCUGGUCGUCGUAGUCUAAAUGGUGUCAUUAUCGACGACACGCAUUUGCCGCACGAUGGUGAACAGCGGGAGAUCCUCUUGCAUGUUCCUUCGACGCUAACCAGGCGUUCUCGAAAGCGUAUCCGAUCGGCCGAGAAAAAUCCUACGCAGAAAACGGAAAAGGACCCGGCUGAGAAGAAUGUAAAACCGAAAAAGAACCAGGCCCAAACCGAGCAAAAGCAAACUAUCAAUCAGAAGAAUCAAGAGGUGCAGACGAAUCAACCGGUAAAGAAGCGCCUUCCGCAGAAGAAUCGCCGCAAAGAAGUCAAGCCGAAGCCCCCGCAAGAAAAGAAAGACCACCAAGAUCAGGAAAAGCUCCAAGAAAAGUCGCCACAAAAUUCAACUCGAUCGGUGUCACCAGCCAAGAAGAAGACAUCAGCGCAGAAAGUGAGCCCACCAGCUCGCUGGAGAAGAUCUCAAAAAAGAAUCAUUGCCAGGGGUCAGGUCUACUACAAACGCAUGAAGGCGGGCGACACCCAAAGCUCACCGCGCAGACCUUCGGUGAGGAGGAAUACAGUGCAGAAGACCAACACCCGAUUGAAGCUAAGACCACUCAAGAAGACUCUACCUUUGCUGCGAAGAACCUACGAGAAACCCUGGCUAGUACGACGCUCGAAAAGAAGACGCCUUUCUGGAGGAUCCCAAGGGGCCAACCAGAAGAAUAAGAAAAGCCCGGUGAAACCGCAGAAACAAGAUAAAAUCGAUGUGGAAUUGGAGGAGAAGACGGAACCAUCGGCGAGGAGCAGUAAGACGGAGCCGAAGAAAAGCUCUUCAAUGCUAAGGUCCAAAAGAUCGUCCCAUGUUGGGCGCCAAAUGCGCAAUGUGAACUUUCCCUGGUACACACCCUAUCAAUUUCAAGGUGCCGCCGGAGCAACCCAGACACCCAGCAAAGGAGUCGGCAUACCACCCUUCCAGUUACUAAGAGAGAAGAACCGUAAACUCAACCAAAGACUGUCGGUUACCCAACCCAUACCACAAAUUCGACGGGGUCCCAAUUUCACCAGUCGCCAGAGGCACAAUCGUCAAAUGCAGGAGCGUCUGAUGAGGGAUUUGCUGCGCGAAGAGGCCAUCGAUGAGCCGUUGAGCAAUGGAUCGGGAGUGUUUCGACGAUCUCGCGGGGGUUGGCAGGCCCCAAAACCCAGGGAACCCGUAGAACAGACCACAAGAAGCCCUACCUCUAAACCCCAAAUCAAAUCCGAACCCGAGCAGCAGGAUCAUCGUUCUGUGGAGCGCGUGAGCUCGCGGAUCAAGCGUUUGGCAAAUGAAAGACGCUACCGCCAGCCCAUCGCCACCAGCGAGCGGAUCAUGAUCCCGCCGCCAAAGAUUAUCAAUAAUAAUAUACCGAAUCGUUCCCGUUCAAGUCCUAGGAUCCGUCGAAGAUUCCGUUCCGUUCCGGUGGAUAGCAGCCUGGGCAGCAUCGCUCUGAUGGGUCAGCCGCAGCAAUCGAAGCAAGCUUUGACCCCAGCCAAACGUCAUCUGACCAUUGCCUUUAUGAACAAGAGAUCGGAACGCUCCAGUCCAGCUGUUCAGCACUGGAAGUAGGUCUUCGAAUACCCCUUCAUUUUAAUCAGUUAAACGGUUAAAUUGCACACAACCCACACAUCCAUUCUUUGGCACUCACUUUUCCAACGAUGCUGGAUUUACUACCCAUCGAUUCUGUUUCUUUGUUGGAGCUAAAUAAAUUAUCAAGUUGGA
Drosophila subpulchrella is the source of this 2492-nucleotide messenger RNA. RefSeq lists its product as uncharacterized. Bases 279 to 2339 code for a protein of 686 amino acids. NCBI's taxonomy places the organism in Eukaryota, Metazoa, Arthropoda, Insecta, Diptera, Drosophilidae. The transcript has a single exon. The record is from RefSeq and is a predicted model, not a curated record.